AUGCAUUCGAUCAAUAAUCGAGUAUGUGCAGUGUGUGGAGACACGCCGGCCAAGAUUCACUAUGGUGUCCUCGCGUGUUUCGGAUGUAAAGGAUUCUUCAGAAGGGCCGUCAAAGACGGCAGAAACAAAUAUGUUUGUAGGUUCGAGAAAAAUUGCGAAGUAACCAAAUUUGAACGAAAUGCUUGCCGAUAUUGCCGCUUCCGGAAGUGUCUUCUUGUUGGAAUGAAUCCAGAUUUUGUUCGACCCGAUCGCGAGGAAAUCAAGAAAGCCAAGCAUCACCCGUUUGCAAAGAAGAAGAGCCUUUCGAGAUGUGCUUCGAAUCGAUUCGCUGAUACCAAUGAUUGGACAUCUUCCCUUUCGCAAUCCCAUCGAAAAAUUCUGUCGGAUCUCGCGCGACUCGACAAUGAAACGCAACAUCCGAACUUCGACGGAAUCGCCAAUUUCUCAUUGAAAUCGCUGAUUGCCGAUCGAACAUUGGCAAGAAAAUCGAAUAUUUCCGAGCAUGCGAGCAUCGCGACAAGAACCGAUGAAUUUAUGGGCAUCGAGCGGAUUGUUCAAAUGGUCGAUUACGUCGAUGGAUUCGUUCAUUUACUAGAACAAGAGCAUGAUAAGAAAUUCAGUAUUGAAGACAAGAGUUCCCUGAUAAGUGAUACAAUGAUUCAUCUUCUGAUUCUUGAAUCCACAGCGAAGCAUGUGGCAAAAGGUCCAAAUGGGCUUGAUGAAUUUAGACAAACAUUUCAACACCUCCCAAUAUGCACGACUUCAAUCAAUUCAAAACUUGUCGAUAUUUGUGAAGUGUUUCGGCGAAAAUCGCCGUCCAUCGUUGAAUAUUCGAUUCUGAAAGCGUAUAUUGUAAGCUGUGCAGAAAGUACUGUGCUGUCGAAUUCGUUGAAUGAAACUCUUAGUUUGGCACGCGAAACUCUUUCCGAGUUGCUGUUCAAAGUCGCCAAAUACAACCGAGGAAAGACUUCAGUGUACGCUGCCAACUAUUUGUCAAACAUGCUUCAUUUUAUUUAUAUAUCGAAGUCGUUUUCGCAAUGUCUUCGCAAAGAGCUCGAGCCGCAUUUCAAACGGGAUGAGCCGAAAUCGGUGGCGUUCUAUGCGAUAAUGGUCGAUUUGAUAAAUCCGGAAGUAUCCGAUCUACUCGUGACAUGUCGCAGGAUUUCGAAUGUCGCACCUGAGCAGAUGCCAUCGACGUCCACUGCAUUCCAAACCCCCUCUAAUCUUUUCCAUUUCUCUCCACCUUCGCUUUCUCCGCAUUCCUCCAACUAUUCCUCAAAUAUUCCUCAACCAUCGGGAAUGGAAUAUCCAAUUCCGAGUAGUCAAUCAAAUGGAUUCGAUGAAUAUCGUCCAUCGAAUCUCACGUUUCCAAAAAUACCUCUUGCUAUGACAAAAUCGAUUGAGGAGAUUCUUUGUCCGCCCGGAAUGAUGGAUGAUCCGAGUAUUAUGAACAAGCCUCUUGCGAAUGAUUGGGCUGAUGGAAUCCGGCUGACGCCAAUAUUUAACAAAGAUAUUGUUGCUCAAUUUUUCCCUGAGCAUUCUGGGAGCCAAUUCUAA
Molecule: messenger RNA, 1557 nt
Organism: Caenorhabditis bovis
Lineage: Eukaryota; Metazoa; Nematoda; Chromadorea; Rhabditida; Rhabditidae
Source: the annotation of a GenBank genome assembly